GGCGCGGCCCGGUGCCACUAAGGCGAGCGGCUCCACAAGAUGGCGAGCGCGGGCUCUUGGGCCCUCCCCAAGAUGGCGGCGGGCGGAGCGCGGGGCCGGAGCCGCACGGAGCCCCGCGGCCCGGCUCUCCCGGGGCGGCGGCGGCGGCGGCCUCCCGGGCGCUGUGCGAAGGGCUCCCCGGAGGGCGGGCGCCCGGCAUCCGCCUCCGCUCAGCCCGCGGGGGGAACGCCGGCCCGCCGCCAGCAGCGGGGCGGCCCCCGGACGCCGAGCCUGCCUUCUUCACACAAAGCAGCUGAGAGACGACCUUCAAAGAGAUUAAAAUGUGAAAAACCCAGUCUAGGAAAAUCAGAACGAGGACUUAUCUGUGGAAGUGGAAACCUUGCUGCACUGGGGGAAACGCCUAAAACAGCUGAUGGGGAUCCACGUUCAGAGGAUCCAGGAGACUGCAAUAUCAUUAAACAGAAAAAAGGUGAAAGCAUUCCAGAGACUAAUGAAGACAACCAGGAAAAGGAGCUUAAUGUCACCAAGCCAGGUACAGCGAAAUCAAGCAGUGCUUCAUCAGAAAUGGACAGUGAUGACAAUCUGCACAAUCAUGUCUGCAGUGAAGAGGAGAGCAGCUGUGAGAGCGUACUGUCAGACAGAGAUCUCCCAAAGAGGCCGAUACAACCGGACAAUAGUGCUUUCUUGGAUGAAGACAGCAACCAGCCAAUGCCAGUGGACCGGUUCUUUGGAGAUGGCGAGUUUAUCCAGGAUCUUCCAGCAGUGGUACUCCCAAGCACGACGAUGAGCAGGCGAGAAUUCAGGAGGCUCCAUUUCAUUGCAAAGGAAGAGGAGGAGGAGGAUGAAGAGGAUGCUAACAACAAACUGUAAACAAACGAAAUCUUUAUUCUUUUCCUUUGCAGCCACAUAAUGAUGGCUGGCUGCAUUGCUAACAUAAGGUGUCUGUUUGCCUUUUCUCAGACAGAGAACUGGUAGAGUUUGUUUUUCUGGAAUUGGCAGAUGCAGUAUGCUCCCACAGUUAUCUGGGGCAAAGAUUGAAUGUCCAGUGAUUUGGAAAUAAAAGUGUAAGUUAUCACUUUAUCACUAAUAUUUAGGAAAAAACCCAGGGAAAACAGAAGUUCUUACUGCUUUUUCAGAAAUUUGAGCCCUUAUCUAGGGUGAAGAUUUGGUCUUGCCCAUUUUUUAAAAAUAGCCAAGAAAACCAUGUUAGAGGAAGGUCCUUUUUCUUUUCAUUCUGCGCCGUCUGCCAUUGCAGCAGCCGGCUGACUGCCAGCACAGAGGGACACCGGCCUCUGUGCAUGUUGUGUUGCAUCGCUUGCAUCGAAACCAGAACCAACUCACCCUCCCAAAUGUGGCCUGCAUUUUUAGAAAAUAAUGAGCCACCUCAGGUGAUUUUAGGAACUGUUAGCUCACCUGAUGUUUAUGAUAAGACUUCUUUGAAAGUUGGAUUAUGCAAUAAGUUUCCAGAUCUUUACGGUUAUAAAUAGUUUCUUCUACGUUUCUAAAACUAUACAGAAAAUGUUAUCAGCAGAUGGUUUAAAUAAAUAUUAAUUUCUACAGCUAUAGCCUGUUAAACAUUCAAAAGUUGUAAGCCAAACAAAUUGUAUAUGCAUGACAUGAUAAUUUAUUCACAUUUCCACUCCAGCUGAUGCAUUGUUUCCAUCAACGACAUUUCUGGGCUCCUUUUAACUCUAAUUCUGUAACAGAAAAAUCUAAUUUUUUAAUGGCAUUAUUCACAGCUUUCAGCACAACUCCAUCUUGAAGUAGCUCUCCCAGCUUCCCUUCAAUGCUGUAUUUGCUAUUGUCUCUCUCUAGCAAAGGUGUCUUCACACACAGAUACUUGGUUUAGUUUCAGCACUGUGCACAAUGGCGAUUUUUGG
Molecule: messenger RNA, 1880 nt
Organism: Grus americana (Whooping crane)
Lineage: Eukaryota; Metazoa; Chordata; Aves; Gruiformes; Gruidae
Gene: C21H1orf174
Product: chromosome 21 C1orf174 homolog
Exons: 3
Coding region: 40-870 (276 amino acids)
Source: RefSeq, a predicted model, not a curated record